ACUGAGGACUCCUUGGGCUCUUCUUUCUGCACAGCCAGAACCAGACAGGAGACGCCAUGACCCUCAUCCUCUGGGCCCUGCUCUGUCUGGGACUGAGAGUGGGCCUGAGGACCCCAGUGCAGGCAGGGACCCUCCCCAAACCCACCACCUGGGCUGAGCCAGGCCCCGUGAUCCCCUGGGGGAGCUCAGUGACCAUCUGGUGUCAGGCGGCCCUGCAGACACAGGAUUUCCGUCUGCAUAAAGAGGGAAGUCCAACACUCUGGGACAAACAGAUGCCACUGGAUCCUGAGGACAAGGUCAAGUUCUUCAUCACAAACAUGACAGACUACACUGCAGGGAGAUAUCACUGUUACUAUGUCAGCCAAAAUGUCUGGUCAGAGCCCAGUGACCCUCUGGAGCUGGUGGUGACAGGAGUCUACAGCAAACCCAGCCUCUCAGCCCUGCCCAGCCCUGUUGUGACCUCAGGAGGGAAAGUGACCCUCAGAUGUCACUCAUAUGAGGGAUUUAGCAUGUUUGUUCUGACUAAGGAAGGAGAAGACAGGCUCUCCUGGACCCUGGACUCACAGCUUCACCCCACUGGGCAUUUUCAGGCCCUGUUCCCUGUGGGCCCCAUGAUACCCAGACAGAGGGGGACUUUCAGAUGCUAUGGCUGGUAUAGGUCCAGACCCCAGGUGUGGUCACCACCCAGUGAUGCCCUGGAGCUCAUGGUGUCAGGAGUAGCCGACAUCAUCCACCCCUCACACAACAGCUCAGACAACUCGAGUGACUCCCACCCCCAGGACUACACAGUGGGGAAUCUCAUCCGCAUGGGUGUGGCUGUUCUGGUCCUGCUGGUCCUCGGGGUGCUGCUGUCUCAGGCUCGAGACAGCGAGAGAAUGGCCCAGGCUGCCACCAGGACCUGAACACAGAGGUAAAGGAGCACCGUUCAGAGUGGGAGAGACUUGGAUUGUGCCCAGAAGGUUCUGGAAGAUAAUCUGGGACACACUGCAUAACAUGUCUGGAGCUCACUGCAGGUGGAGGACUCCUUGCUCAUAUGCAGGACCAUGUCUGGACCCUUCUGCCAUUAAAUUCAGCCCAUCUCCUCCCAACCACUGUUGAGUCAUGUGACCAGUUCCUACCUUUUCCCAAUUCAGUUAAAUUAGUGUUGAUCCCACAUGGCAUGGCCACCUCCACACCUCCCAACACUUUCAGAAAACUUGUCCUUCUUUAUGUCUAAUUACAUCUGCCUUGGUGUUUGUAUGGAGUGUCCAUCCACUCAGUGCACAGCAUGCAAUCUAUUUUAAUACAUUAAUGAGCUGGCAUCACAGAGAUUCAGUUCACAAGAGAAAAAUUUAAAAUGAUGCCCUAGCACCCUCUCUGGACCCCAGAUGCCUUCACCUUUCCCCAGAUGGCACCUGUGGACUUUCCACAGGAACCUCCUCACAUGGAGUCAAGACUUUUUUCUCUCUACAAUUGAGGAUAUUUACAUUGCUUUUUUGGAGAGAUGGAAGAGAGAGAGAGAGCAACACUGAUGUGAGAAGCAAGCACUGAUUGGUUGCCUCCCAUACAUGCCUGGACAGGGGUUUGAACUUGCAAUGUAGGUAUGUGCCCUGACUGGGAUUGGAAAUCACAAGGUUUUGGUUAUGGGACGAUGCUCCAACCAACACAGCCACACCAGCCUGGGGGAAAUCAAGACAUUUUUGUCUGAAGGGAUCUCCUGGGAUGCACUGCCUGGGAAAACCCAUUGUUAAAACCAUGGGAGUAUACAGAUAAUGUAUUAGAGAACUGCACACUUGAGACCUAUAUGAUUCUAUUACUCAUGUCAUCCCAAUGAAUUCCUCUUAAUAAAACACUGGUUCUUGGCAUUUUA
Molecule: messenger RNA, 1849 nt
Organism: Artibeus jamaicensis (Jamaican fruit-eating bat)
Lineage: Eukaryota; Metazoa; Chordata; Mammalia; Chiroptera; Phyllostomidae
Product: leukocyte immunoglobulin-like receptor subfamily A member 5
Exons: 6
Coding region: 57-902 (281 amino acids)
Biological process (GO): cytokine-mediated signaling pathway
Molecular function (GO): inhibitory MHC class I receptor activity
Source: RefSeq, a predicted model, not a curated record